This is a messenger RNA of Limanda limanda (common dab), 1914 nucleotides long. RefSeq lists its product as uncharacterized. The transcript has 8 exons. The coding region runs from base 17 to 886 and encodes 289 amino acids. Gene Ontology annotation, biological process: cell surface receptor signaling pathway; positive regulation of T cell proliferation; T cell costimulation. NCBI's taxonomy places the organism in Eukaryota, Metazoa, Chordata, Actinopteri, Pleuronectiformes, Pleuronectidae. Gene Ontology annotation, cellular component: external side of plasma membrane. The record is from RefSeq and is a predicted model, not a curated record.
CGGCAAAGCAGCACGCAUGGCACCCAGUAGCACCAAAUGUUCUCUUUCAAACCGAGGGCCUUCCCUCCUGCUGCUGGCUCUGGCUUUGACUGUGACCUUUUCUCUCACAGAGAGUGAUAAAACCAUUCAACUCAGUGGGGAGGUUGGUGGAAAUGUGACCUUUCAAUGCCCCGUUGAUGAUAAAAGGACAAUUAGUUUAUUCUAUGUUCAACGUCAUGAAGAGUUCGUGAACGGCUACUAUGGAGAAAGAGACAUGGAUUUGCACAAAUGGCAGAACACAAGACUGGAUCGCAAAAGGACACAUGUGCACAUGUACAGGUUGAACAUCUCGCACACUGGGAUGUAUACAUGCCUCAUUCAGUACAAUAAUGAUCAGGUCAUCAAGGCUAGUUCCAUCCAACUCAAUGUCACAGCCUCCUACAGCAAACCCAAUGUGACACAGUCCUGUGAUGCUGCCGGUUGUUCGGUGACAUGUGCUUUCUACGGCGGGUACCCAGGCAACAACGUGACGUGGAAAAUACAUGGGUCUAGAAAUAACCACAGUCAGCUGUUGAACGUUGUAAACAACACUCAGGUGCCCAGUCCAAGCACGAUGUUGGUCAGCAGCACCAGCACUGUGUACUUCAACUGCUCCCACAGAGAGAUCAGGAAUCUCAGCUGCUCUGUGGGCAACGUUACCUCUGACUGGUUCCCAGUGUGUGAUCGUAAACCAGAGGUUGAGCCUAACUCUCACAAUCCUAUCAUAAUAGUAGUUGCUGUCUGUGCAGUGUUACUCUCACUGUCGGUAGGAGCUGCACUGUGGUGUCGACACAAGAAAAGACAAACAGAUCGGGAAAAAAAAGAAAAUGAGGAGGAGUCAAAAAACCUGCAAGUAUUAGAGAAAUGACCAUUUUGAGUUUGUUUGGGUCUUCGAUUGAAGGAUGAAGAAGUUUACGGAGCAAAGACGUCAUCUCAGAAUCUAAUGCUGGGACUCUGUGUCACUGAAAUUUUCAUUCACAUUUGUGACUGAUUGUCUACGCACCAGCCAGAAAUGACCAGUGGCUACUAGGCUGUGGCUGAAGGGAACUGGACCAGGGAACUAUUCAUAAGUAGUGUCAUUUCACAGUGUGUUAUUCAACUUAUAAUAGCUAUGUUCCCAAAAAAGACUUUUAUGAUGUGUAUGUGGUGAGUCGUUGAAGGAUACACUUCCCAGCAAUGUAAGCAGUUAAACUUAAAGCAGUAGAGAGUUUGUAUAAGGUCUGUUUGAAUGUUACACUGACAUCUUUUUAUUUAUUUUAUUAUUUUCAGGGUAUAGAAUUGUUUCUACAGCACUUUAAAAUCCCUUUCCUUUCCCCCUUUUAAAUAGGAUUUUUUAUUUAAUGUUGUCAGUAGAAAUGUUACUCCUGCUAAGCUAUCAAUAACCUCAUUUGUAUUUUACUCUUUAAUUUGCUUUGUCCUUCAGAAAUGAUUUGUAGCAAAACCUGGGGAACAAAUGUAUUAAAUUUGAAAACUCGUUGCACAUUAAUUUAUUUUCUGCAUUUUCAGUUUAAAGUUUUCAAUGGUGCAGUAAAUGCUAAAUGGUUAGUAUUAUAGCUUUUUUUCUAGUCUUGAUGACCACUCAAAGCGCAGGACAUUCAAGUAUUGGAGAAUUCCUAUUUAAUGUGCAAUGUUGAAUAUAAAUUAAAUUACCGUAGCCCUCAUUAUUUAAAUAACGGUAUAUUUCAAAACUCAACUAUUUUUCUCAGCCGAUUGUUUUCAUGUGAUUAAUUUAAUUUAAUAUUGAAGAAAAAAGUACAGAUACCAUUUUUGUUAUUCCUCCUUCCUACAAAGUACUGACUGGUCUCAAAUGGUUGCUCUCAUUUCUCAAAUCUGUACGAAACACUUUUCUCUGGAGGCUGUUGUAACUUUGUUUUGUUUUGUUUGGCAUUAUAUUGA